AGCAGCGUGGUGCCAGUGUGUGGCCGCGCGUGGUGAUGUGAGUGUUUGGUCCGCUUCUUACGCCGCUAUCCCGCCAACACAGUCUUCAUCAUGGCUAGACUCUUCCACGCCACUUAUUGCCAGUGGCGGCAGUGGCGGAGACUCAGCGCAGCCCCGAGGAUGGCCAUGGCACAUGACAGCCAGGGAGUGAGGAAGCUGGCCACCCACUGUCAGGCUGAGGUGGACCAUCACUAUGAGGAAGCUGUGCAGACGCUCAAUUCCCUGCAGUCAAAUGCAGCUGUGUUGCAGCGCAUUCGGCAGCAGCGAGGGUUCACAAACAAUGUUCAAGCCACAGAAUGCUUCCUUGACAGGGUUGGCAUUUCUCUUAAGGAUCUUGAUUCUCUGUCUGUCAUCCAUAUAGCAGGCACAAAGGGGAAGGGGUCCACCUGCUCCUUUGUGGAGAGCAUCCUGAGGGAACAUGGCUUCCGGACAGGUUUCUACUCUUCCCCACACCUGGUGGCUGUGCGGGAGAGGAUCCGCAUCAACGGCCAGCCCAUCUCUAAGGAAGACUUUAUCACCUACUUCUGGGAUGUAUAUAAUCAGUUAAUAGCCAAGAAGACCUGUGAUGAUGACAUGCCUGCUUAUUUCAAGUUUUUGACUGUACUUGCACUGAAAGUAUUUGUAAAAGAGGAAGUGGAUGUUGCAGUGUUAGAAGUGGGCCUGGGGGGCGAGUAUGAUUGUACCAAUGUGGUGAGGAAACCAGUGGUGUGUGGAGUGACAACCCUGGACUAUGACCACACCUCCAUCCUGGGCAACACCAUAGAGUCCAUAGCAUGGCACAAGGCUGGCAUCAUGAAGCCUGGGGUCCCAACCUUCACUGUGGAGCAGUCAUUACAGCCUUCUCUAAGUGUGCUGCUGCAGAGAGCUAAAGAAAAACAGGUUCCCUUGUACUUGAUACCACCUUUAGAGAACUAUGGUUGGGGAGCACAGCCUCUACAGCUUGGCUUGGCAGGCAAUGUCCAGUACUGUAAUGCAUCGCUUGCUCUACAGCUUACUCAAUAUUGGAUGAACUCUCAGAAUAGAGGCAGGAGUGAUGAGGUGGUGUGCACUACAACCACAACCCCAGACCACUUAAAUGUGCCUGUUGCCAUUCCCUUCACAUUAUCUGAUGAGGAUGUGCUGGGACUCAAGUAUGCUGUGUGGCCAGGAAGGUCCCAGGUGAUGGUGAGUGGCCCUCUGACUUUCUUCUUGGAUGGGGCCCACACGCCUGUCAGCAUGCAGGCCUGUGUGGACUGGUUCCUCAAGACGGCUCCCAUGCAUGCCCCUCAAAAUGGGGACAACAUUUUCCGCCUGCUGUUCUUCAACUCUACUGGUGACCGUGAUCCAGAGACGCUGCUCAAGAAACUUACCUCAUGUAACUUUGACUUGGCCAUCUUCACCACCAACUUGGUCACUACUUCCAUGAAGGCCUCCUCAGAUCAAACCAACUAUACCAUAUCCAGAGAUCAAGCACACUUACGAUGCGAACAACAGAGGAACUCAUGGAUUCGUCUCAUAAGGAAUCAGUCAAAACAAGAAUCUGAAUCACCAAACCAUGAGGACACAGAAAUGGCUGACACAUCACAGAGUGAAGGAUUUGAGAACAAUCUGAACUUGACUUCCAGCAUGCCAGCCUCAGAUGUGCCAAGCAUCAUCUUCCCAUGCAUUCAAGAUGCCUUAGUGUGGCUCUCCUGUGGCCGUGACCCAAACCUCACCGGGGAGCUGCUCACUCCUCCAGCCUUCCCUCCCCCUGCACGCCUUCAAGAAGCUACUCAAGUCCAGAUUCUGGUAACUGGCUCGCUGCACCUUGUUGGUGGGGUGUUAGGUGUGAUAGAUCCUGAGCUGCGGUGUGCCACCCAUGUGCGCAGUGCCUUUAAUAAACCCCCUUCCCUCACUGAUUUGGUCCUCAACAACUACAACAAAUUCUCCUCCCCUGGAACACCCUGACAACCAUAUUGGGGGUCAGGAAGACAAGCACCAUGCCAUCACUCUGCCUUACGUGUGCUAGAUAGAGUCUCUUGUUUCAUUACCUAUGUGCCAUUACCAAUGUUCAUAAUGCAGUAGUAGGGUGUCCAGAAUAAAUAAUGUAAUAGGACAAAUGGGAAGAAAAUUGCACUAUAAAGUUGCUAUUUUACCAUAAAAAUAUACUACUGCAUUAUAAACCAAAGAAGUCAGUACAGUACACGUACUAUAAAUUUUUGUCAUUAUAAUAUAUAUAUAUAUAUAUAUAUAUAUAUAUAUAUAUAUAUAUAUAUAUAUAUAUAUAUAUAUAUAUAUAUAUAUAUAUAUAUAUAUAUAUAUAUAUAUAUAUAUAUAUAUAUAUAUAGUUUGUAUUCUGUCAAAAGUUUAUCACUCAGCCAGAAAAUUACAUGUGAAAAUGGGUUUAUUUGUUUCACUCCACUACCACCACUGCCAUCAUCCUUUCUCUGUCACCAACUGCAACAUUUUCAUGAUAUUUUUUAAGAAAAUGUGAAGGUAUGCAGUGUGCCUUGAUCCUUAAUUAGAUGAUAAUGAUCUUGCUAAAGUCUCAGUUAUUAAUUUACUUGUUGAAUUUGACAUGCAAAUCACUGUUAGAGGCUGUGGUUACAGUGAGAGGGUUAUGAAGUGUCAGUAGAUUUACUUUAGAAAUGCUCUUAAAAAAAGGUCCUACAAUUUGAGAUUUCAUCGGCCAGCCAGGUCAGUCUUUGUCUUCAAGGAUGUAACGUAAGGGGGGUAAAUGUUUAAAAUGAAAUGAGGCCAGAAGUACUGGCCAUACGUAUGAAAGCAAGUCUCAUUUGUAAAAAAAAAAAAAAUUGUAAAAAAAAAAAAUUGUAAAAAAAAAAAAAAAAAAGUGGUGUGGGUAAAUCCAUUGUUCCCUGUUGGCUGCAGUUGAGUAAUUUUUCACAGUUGCUUUUCUUUACUAGUCACAUCACAUUUUAUUAACACUAACUUUGAUAGGCAGGUAAGACCAGCUGUUUGAAGAAGGGCAUUUGCAAACACCAUUACCACUAGUAAUCAUUUCCCUGGAUUAUAAAUUAAACCAGACAAGUGAAGUGAUACAUGCAACCUUAGUAGGGUCUACAUUAUUAUUAUUAUGAGAUAAAUGACAUUGGUAUCCAGUCCUCCCUUCUAUUUAUUUAGAAAAGAAUAUGAUGAGAGUGUUGCAGCUAAGGUAAGAAAAGGAUGGUCUUUCUUUAUUCAGCAACACUGCAUUUAUCCUUAUCCAUUGAGUGGCCUGAUCAUUUCUGAAAUGUGAACUUGUAGGUAAACUUGUUUGCUAUUGAUGUCCAUGACUUUAUACUGACAUAAGCAAGGCUAGGAUUCUGAGAGAAGAAAGGUUUUGCCAAGAUGGUUUAACUUUUAGCACCAAAUAUCAAAAUUUAGCAAGUUGACUCAUCUUAAGUAUGCUAGUUAAAUACAGUUUACACCCUGAAACAACCAUAUCUUUAUUACAUAACCUAAAUAUGGUAUUUUAUGUUAAAAAGCAAGAAUUCCUCAAACCAUUUUAGACAUGGCUAUUGCCCUUCAUAUACACAUGCUUGUAUAUGUAGGCAUUGUUCAUCUGAUGUUAGCUGUCCAGGAGGUCCACAAUCUGUAGCAGCUUCCCUGCAUAUGUCCAGACCUCUGAGCUCCCUUUGGACAGCUUCCUUGCAAAUUUUCUUGGGUCACUAUUUGAAACAUCAAGCAAGCUGUUCAGAUAUAACUUUUUCACCCACUCACUUCCUAUGACCCUUUCAACAUGUCCAGUAAUGAUCAAUAGCUUUACACCAAAUGUGUGUUCAUUUCUGUGCUCAAAUUGGAUGUAACUCCAUGGAUAUCAGCACAUAUAUAGCUAUAGACAUAUAUCAGGGAUGUAUUUCUUACUAGAUGUUGAUCUUAUUGUAAAAUAGUAAAUUGGAUGUGCCACCACUGAA
This is a messenger RNA of Scylla paramamosain (green mud crab), 3911 nucleotides long. RefSeq names its product folylpolyglutamate synthase, mitochondrial-like. The transcript has 11 exons. NCBI's taxonomy places the organism in Eukaryota, Metazoa, Arthropoda, Malacostraca, Decapoda, Portunidae. The record is from RefSeq and is a predicted model, not a curated record. Bases 91 to 1965 code for a protein of 624 amino acids. Gene Ontology annotation, biological process: tetrahydrofolylpolyglutamate biosynthetic process. Gene Ontology annotation, cellular component: cytoplasm; mitochondrion; cytosol. Gene Ontology annotation, molecular function: ATP binding; tetrahydrofolylpolyglutamate synthase activity.